GUCAGACGGUGUGUCUGGGGGGUCCCGAGCGCCCUUGCUAUAAAAUCGCAUAUUUCCACGACGUGUCGAGCCGCGUUGCGUUCAGCGAGGCGCUUCAGGCCUGCAAGAUGGACGGAGGCUCCCUGCUGAGCAUCGAGACCCCCGCCGAGCAGACGGACAUCGAAAACCUUCUUCAGGUGAGACACACACAACCCAGCGGGGGGGGCGGCGGGAUAGCGGACGGAGAUUUUUGGAUCGGUCUGACUCGGGGGGACGGAGUCGAACAGGCGGCAGAACUCGGCAACAGCUUGGUCUCCUGUCCGGAGCGUUACCGCUGGACGGACGGCGGCCUCGCCGGUUUCAGGAACUGGUAUUUAGAUGAGCCGUCCUGCGGGGGGGAGGCGUGCGUGGUGAUGUACCAUCAGCCAACAGCCAAUCACGGGCCGGGCGGGGCUUAUCUCCACCAAUGGAACGAUGACCGCUGCAACAUGAAACACAACUUCAUCUGCAAAUACACACCAGAGAUCCAUCUUGAGAAGAAACAGGUGGACACACCUGGAGGGGGGGGCACAGAGGUAACCACAGGUGGAAGUGUGGUCAGGGCUGCUGGCAGUGAGGAGGUUCCCCCUCAGGUGACCAUGGCCGGACCUUCAGGUAGGACUUCCU
Molecule: messenger RNA, 645 nt
Organism: Etheostoma cragini (Arkansas darter)
Lineage: Eukaryota; Metazoa; Chordata; Actinopteri; Perciformes; Percidae
Gene: chodl
Product: chondrolectin
Exons: 5
Biological process (GO): positive regulation of axonogenesis
Cellular component (GO): cytoplasm
Source: RefSeq, a predicted model, not a curated record